Molecule: messenger RNA, 1620 nt
Organism: Magallana angulata
Lineage: Eukaryota; Metazoa; Mollusca; Bivalvia; Ostreida; Ostreidae
Product: UPF0415 protein C7orf25 homolog
Exons: 8
Coding region: 105-1553 (482 amino acids)
Source: RefSeq, a predicted model, not a curated record
CGGAGUACAAAAUAUGGCUGUCUAACAGGUGUCAGAGACAGCUAGUCUGUUAGAAGAAGAGAAAACAUCUGUUUAUUUGAACAUAAAGUAUUGCAUUUUACAACAUGGCUGAGAGUUGCCCUGAAGAGUCCAAUGGGGAAGAUAACUCCGCUCUGCUUGAUCAGUACAUUGACUGUGCAAAGAAAUUCAUAGACCUCGUGAAGGAUCUUGGCCACAUCAAGGGAGCUAGCAAGCUGCAACGCAUGUGUAAAUCAGAACUGAAGUACUUACAAACACUGAGAAAUAGUCCUGCUACGGAGGUGUGUGGGAACCACUUUAAGAGCAGUAACCUCGGUCACUUCGCUGGCUGUGUCCACGCAGCUUACAAUGCCCCGGGGGUGGUGCAGAUCCUAUCCCCCUUCUCCAUGGAAGGCCGGACAGAGAAUCUCGUGGUGGAUGUGGUUGCCAAUCAAGGUCAUACUUGGGUCAAGGUCAUUGCCAGAAAAGCACAGGCUUUACACCUUAUUUGGGCAGGAAGAGGACAGUUUGGGGAGCGAGAUCUAGUCAGACAGGCCAAGGAUUAUAUCCGCUGUUCCAGUUACCACCCUGUUAACUUCCAGAAACCUCACGUCCAUUUUGCCUUUUACAAUCAGGUAACACAUCCAAUGGCUUCCUGUCUGGAGGGCUUAGGAAUCUCUGUGUCCGGUGAGAGAGUUGAGGUUGAUGAGGCAACAGCCAACCAGAUCAGUCUGGCGUGUAUCUCCUCGGACGAAGACAGCCAAGGCUCCUCAUCCUCAUCAGAAUCUGAUGAUGAUAGCUUAGAGGAAGACUGUGAAAGUGUCCAUUGUGAAGUUUUUCAACCUAAGAAACAGCCCUCAGUCAAACAUUCUGGUGGUCUAUCCAGUGAUAAAGAACCUCCAUCUACCUCUUUACAGUCAAAGAAGGACUUUAUAUUCAGGGACAUGGAUUUAGUAAAAUCUUUGGUCUCCUCCAUGCCUAGCUUUGAUUGUUUGUCUGAGGACCUCUGUAAAGAUGAUUGCUCCUCAUCCUCGUCUGUGAUAGACAAAGUGAACCUGGACAUCACCUCUCUAAUCACCCUUGUGUCCUCGGUAACUAACGGGGGCUGCCAUUUUGAUUUCUCAGAAAAGGUUCUGGCAAUGCAAGCAUCAGAGGAAAGGCGAGAACCAGUUCUACCAAAGCUGAAAAAGUUUCUUCAAGGAAAAAAGAUGUAUGUGUGUCAGACUGCUCUAGAUGACUUUCGGUCCAUUCUGGACACCUUAGGAGGCCCAGGGGAGAAGAAGCGGGCGGAAGAUCUUCUGUCUAGGGUGACAAUAGUGGAAGAUGACCCCUCGGACAGGACCAAGGACAUGCCAUACUCUCUGAAGAUAAGGGACAGGUCAAAGGUGAUAUUUGGGACAGGAGACAAACUGCAGGCAGUGACAGUGACGGCUAACUCCAGCUUUGUGAGGGCAGCACAGCAUCAGGGGGUUUCAUUUGCUGUGCAUCUGCAUCCAUCAAGGGCACUAACUGAGGAGAAAGAGAAGAAUGCUAUUCCCUUGACACAUGAUAACUAAAUUGUUAUUUUUUUCUUUGUAAAUAUAACAACUUGUUAUAGAAUGAUUAAAUACGAAUAGAAGAAUA